CGAAGUUGCAAAUAGUAAGGCGAACUAGGUAACUAACUGGAUACCUCGGAAGAUUGAUAGUUAGUGUGAUACUACCUGUCCAAAGACUGUCAACAUCGACAUCAUCAAAGCAAGUCACACGCCAGUUACGGUGUAAGCUGAUGGCAGUAACGCAGAGCCCAACUCCGCGGACUCGCUCUCCACAAACCGCACUUCGCAUGAUCAGUCGACCGGCUUUCGUCCCUCUGAUCAAAUCCCGCGUCCACUCUGGGGCCUCGAAUUGGACGAGCCCCGACACAGCCGGCCGGGCCUGGUUUCCAGAUCCGAUAGUCUAGAAAGGUCUACACCCGAUUACGGCCGAUCGUGUUGAUCCCUGUUUUGGGGGGGAUUGUUAGAGUAUCCCUGUUUGGGUUAUUAGAGUUGUUUUCUGCGAGGCAUUCAACGUGUCGCCUACGUUAUCCGGCAUCCCCAAAUCGUGGCUGACGUUGCGUAUUGUCGUGUUGAUUGGCCCAUUCGUAUAACUUUUAAUUUGACAAUCAAGGGAAAGUUGGCUUUGCCUGGAGCCUUGAGCAUUAACAGCGGCGGGUUUAAUUUAACACACCUCGUCAUACGCCCAAAGAUGUAGCUGGCAUAGAACAAGAGAGCUAGAGUUUCUUACCCAUCCCUACUUUUCCAAGUGUUGUACAUAUUCAAAUGAGUUAUUGUGUGAGUUGACCUUUUUGUUUAGCCACGGGUGGGGUUUUGAAGAAGAAUUCUUUAGUUGUCCCUUUCUCCUGCAGGCACGCACGGGGCUUCAUGCAUGUAAGACGCUGAAUCGACAAUUCCUUAUAGAGAAAGAAAACAAAAACAAAAAACGGGGUGCUACUUGGUCGAGCUAUAUAUAGAAAUGAGAAUACAAGGUGUGAGCGGUUUUCAUUUUGCUCGCGUGUCUUUACCGCAUUGUUAGUCCAGAUAACUCAUAGCCAACUAGGCGCUGUGAUAUGGAAAGCAAUCACUGCGCAAACACAAAUAAAAGAGGAACCUAUACUUGAACAGGCAGUAAUAGUCGCCAUUCGUAUAUUAUGUAGCUUAAAACUAAUAAUGCAAUCGCUUCCAACUCCAAUUGGGCAAACAUAGCCCUUCCUUGUCUUCCCCCCUGAGGAAAAAAAAAAUACGAUUGCAAGUGAGUGAUAUAACGCAUCACUUGUCUUCCACCCAAUAAAAAGAUCAGCACAACUCCUAUGACCUGACUGUUUCAAGUCGGGGAAACGAUGAAAAUAAUAACGCAAAAUACUCUCAAGUCAUGCGUAAAUCCUAAUGCCCAUAACAUUAAAUUAUAGCAUACGUAUGUACACAUAUCAGCCAAUAUAUAGCCGAGAAUAAAAGGCAAAAUGUGUCAAAGAUUGAAACAGAAAUAGAAAAACGCAGGAGAUGAGAAAAAAAAAAAAAACUCU
This is a messenger RNA of Trichoderma atroviride IMI 206040, 1412 nucleotides long. The record is from RefSeq and is a predicted model, not a curated record. NCBI's taxonomy places the organism in Eukaryota, Fungi, Ascomycota, Sordariomycetes, Hypocreales, Hypocreaceae.